Molecule: messenger RNA, 700 nt
Organism: Merops nubicus (carmine bee-eater)
Lineage: Eukaryota; Metazoa; Chordata; Aves; Coraciiformes; Meropidae
Product: chromosome unknown open reading frame, human C1orf159
Exons: 9
Coding region: 95-700 (201 amino acids)
Source: RefSeq, a predicted model, not a curated record
GCCAUAGGCAGAAACCUGCCCCUCUGCAGCUGGAGGGAAUGUUCUGAGUGUCUCAAAUUUGUAUCCUGAAGCAAGACCUGAGUCUUUCCUGGGCAUGGAGGUGCCAUAUGUCCUUCUUUUAACUAGACUCCUAGCAGGAGUUGCCAGCAAAUCUACUGAACCUUUGGUCUCAGAAACAGGAUGCUGUGGGGAUAUGUUGGAUUCCAACAGUUCCUGUCCAGUAACCAACCAGUGCAGUCCAGGUUGUUACAGGAGGUGGAAUGAGGAUGGGAGUAGCAGCUGCAUUAGAUGCAAAAAUGAAACUCUUCCCAUUUCAUCUGUUCACAACUUGACUGAAUGCAGAACUACUGGUAUCAGAGGAAUGAAUUUCCAAAUGAAUAUCAGCACUGUAACUCCUUUCAUCCAGAACAUAGGAGGCCCAGAAGUGGCAGCCUCUCUCAUCUUAGGGACAUUUUUCAUCAGUUUAUUCCUGAUUCUGUCUGUUGCUUCUUUCUUCUACCUCAAACGUGCCAAUAAACUUCCUAAUGUUUUCUACAGAAGAAACAAAGCAUCUGUUCUGCAGCCUAGUGAAACAGCAUCCAUGAUACCUCCCCCAGCUUCUUCAGUUCGGAAGCCACGCUACGUCCGACGGGAGCGCUCGCUGGUGACGUCUGCAUCUGCUGCUAUCAUCUCCUCUGAAACCAGGGUCAGCAAUGUUUAG